AUGGAUGAAUCAAAAACACAAUCUAAUAUAACAAUUCAGGGAUUAGCUACGGAAAAAAAUAAUAAUGACAUAUUGGAAUCUCCUUCACAAUACAAUGAAAAGGCUGACAUGCAUGAACUAUAUAUUCCAGAAUCUUUAGAAUCACAAAAUAAUAAACCUGAAAUACUACAAGAUACGAAUCAAGAUGAAGGAUUCAGUGGAGUGGCAAAAGAUUUAGUCAAGUUAGGUGGUAAAUCCAUAACAAAGCUAGUGACUAAAAGCAGUUAUCAUCAAUCUCAAUUAUUUAAGUUGGUAGCCUGGCUUACAGGUGCAAAAAAUUCUGUAAAAG
Messenger RNA from Racocetra fulgida, 328 nucleotides. The record is from the annotation of a GenBank genome assembly. Lineage: Eukaryota; Fungi; Glomeromycota; Glomeromycetes; Diversisporales; Gigasporaceae.